CUCAUUGUAAAAAUUUAUGUUUACAAAUCCAUUGUAUACACACAAAUCAGAGGUGGGAACCUAUUUUCUAUGCAGUAAAAAUUCACAAGUUUUGGAGUGCAGAAAAGCCUUGGAAAGAAGGUCUUACUGUCAAAGGCCGCAUUUCAUUGUUUGUACUCCCAUCUCUGACGCAGAAAAUGUAAAAUAAAAGGAAACAAUAAUAAAUGUAUUAUUUUGGUUUUAAUAUUUGCAAAAAAUAUAAAAUUUUACAAUAGUCCUCCGAAUGGAUGGAGUUUGCAAUAAUAAUUAUAACAUCAAUCGCAAAUCAAAAUUAUCUGUGCCAAAAUGCCGUGUAAAUCGAGCAAAGCCUUUGACAAGACUUCGAAAAAUACCAGCCCUAAAUACAUUUGGACCAUUUCCCGAUGAAACCAUUACAAUAACCAUGGAUCGCAUUUUAUAUUUCUUGGGUGGUCGUAAAAUGCAAAAGUUCUUUCAUACCGAAUCGACGAGUGACAGCAGUGGGAGGAGUCAGUGUUCCAUGAGAAGUGUGUGCUAUAAAGCCUUCCCGAAAUUUUACACGAAAAGCCAUCAAACAUCUGUGGAAUCAUUCUAUUCAUCCAGCAAUGUUUGGGAGUCUGGCGAUCAAAAUAAUUUUCCGAAAAUUAAUAUUUGUCCCAUUGAUCGCGGAAAAUCAACACCCAGAAUAAUUUUGCAAGAAUCACCUCGAGACGAUGACAGCUGUCUCCGGAAAUCGAUGCAAAGUUUAAAGCGUUCAUUUUCUCUGUGUUCCUUGGCAUGCCGUAAGAUAAAAGAAAAGAUGUUGAUGGGUAGAGAACCAUCUUCGCCACCAAAAUGGUUGUGGACCAAGUUGCAGGAUUAUGGUGAUGGCUGUCAUGUAUAUGAAGUCUUUACCAAUUCUUCGACUAGUAGCCAUCCCACACAAUUUGAAACGGAGAAGGCUCCUCGCAUAAUUUUUGUAAUUUUACCCACGGGCGUAAUUAUGCCAUUUGAGACAUUGAUUCGUCAUUGAGGUGUUAAAAAAAAAAACAAUGAAUUGGAAUACGCAGUUGUUUUUGUAUUUUUGGAAAUAUUUUUGAAUCUACCUAUAGAAGACUUAUAAAAGUUAUUAAAUUUGUAAAAAUUUGGAAUCUCAGUAUA
Molecule: messenger RNA, 1137 nt
Organism: Musca domestica (house fly)
Lineage: Eukaryota; Metazoa; Arthropoda; Insecta; Diptera; Muscidae
Exons: 2
Coding region: 263-1009 (248 amino acids)
Source: RefSeq, a predicted model, not a curated record